UUAACGUUUGUUGCAUGUUUGUUGUUUUCCUGCAUCACAUUCAUAAACCAAAAUGAUUAAAUUAUAUUUGAAAUGUAUACUCAAAACUUUGUUCUAAAUAACAAAAAUAUUGGCAAUAAAUCCUAUUUUUAAUAUUAGCGCAACAUGUCGGCUCUUUCGUUAGCUAAAAAUCAUUCAAAAAAAGUGAAUACUGGACGUGAACGAGAUAAAAACAAAUCUGGUGCCUCAGAAUCUGGCGGAUCUAGUCAGUGUGAUACACCACCACUCACUGAAAAGGAUGGGGGACCGUCACAAGGCAAAUUUGCAGGCAUUGGUGCAGACUCAGUACAAUGUAUGGCUGAACAAAUUGGUGCAGAACUCAAUUCAGAAGCAGCCACUAAUCUGGCUGAAGAUGUUAGUUAUAAAUUACGACAGACAAUAAAUGCAUUAGCGUUACACAGUGAAAUGAUGAAGAAAUCUCGGGUGGAUAGCUGGGAUGUUAACACAUUAUUGAUGCUAUCAGACACCAGUCCUGUAGUGGGAACAGCUUCUACGCAGUAUGCAUCUUUUGGUGAAGAGAAACUGUGCUGCGAAGUUGAAACUCUAGUAAACAUCACAGAGCUGGCAAUGAUACCUCAGAGCUAUGUUUUCUCGUCAAUACCCACAAUGUCCGUAGAAUGGAUCACAGAUGACAAAAGUCUCAACAGCAGCACAAGUAUAAGCAGUAGUUUACAGAAUUAUUAUACUAAAGUAGCUAGAGCAAUUUUAAAUCUCAAAAGGAAACCAAAAGAAGUAGCAGUGGAGGAUCUUACAACGAACACACGGAUAGGGCCUAUAUUUCCGAACUUAUUUAAUUUAGCUGUAUUAGUAUUAAAUGAUGAUAAUUUGAAUGCAUUGAAUGUGCCAGCCAAGAAACCGCUGCAAUCAAAUGUUUUGGAAAUGGUUGAUGCUCUGUGUUCCAAUCCUUGUAGUUUGGACACGAAUAUACAACAACAGUUUCAGAGGCUGUUUCCAGUAAUGGUAUCGAAUAUUUUGGGCAAUGGAUCUCUAUCAGAAAAAAUGGUGACAAUAUUGACGAAAAUAACGCGUACCUGGCCUUCAUUCAUCACAAUUGGGAAAGGCAUCCUCUUCGACUAUUUAUCUCAAGGCACAAGAGAUCGUUUAACAGCGCCAAUGAUUCGCUGCGUGUUGGCGUUGGGGCGUGGCGCUUUGAUUGAAUGUCUUGGGGACUAUUUGACGCACUUGGACGACUGUCUGCAAACCGGUGGCCGGAGAGCUAUGGACUUGAGGCAGACUUUGUUGGAUGUAUCAACGUGCCUGUUAAGAUCUGAACCUACAACGUAUUUGGAAGAUUUCGUAAUGACUGACUACACACUGUACGAAAUACUCGGCGAUUCAAUAAUGCCGAGGCGGACUAUAUUUCCUUAUCAAGAAACUGCAACAAACGAGGAUGCGUAUCAAGAAAAAAUAAAUGACGACGAUUUUUACCCACCGGUUAGACCAAUGCUCAGACGACCACGAGUCAGAAUCAUAUCAAUAAACCCGAAAAGAAAAUCACACAUACUUCAAGAUUUCUUCGAAACGUCACAUCUGAGGAAACGAAAUAUAUACAUAAAAAUAAAAAAUUGCCGGUCUCUAGAUGUGAGCAAAGAAAAUAGGACUCUAUACAGUGGUCAUAUGUCACAAGUUCGUAGUGUAACCGUCGCGAGUGGAGUGCUUAAUAGGUUUAGGUUUAGAUUAAAGAAGGAAGACGCAUUUCCAAUAUUUGGAGCUUUAACGUUAUAAAUUGUAAAUAUAAAUUAUUAUUCUUUC
This is a messenger RNA of Colias croceus (clouded yellow), 1791 nucleotides long. RefSeq lists its product as uncharacterized. NCBI's taxonomy places the organism in Eukaryota, Metazoa, Arthropoda, Insecta, Lepidoptera, Pieridae. Gene Ontology annotation, cellular component: SAGA complex; SLIK (SAGA-like) complex; transcription factor TFIID complex. Gene Ontology annotation, molecular function: RNA polymerase II general transcription initiation factor activity; transcription coactivator activity; protein heterodimerization activity. Gene Ontology annotation, biological process: transcription initiation at RNA polymerase II promoter; RNA polymerase II preinitiation complex assembly. The transcript is spliced from 9 exons. The record is from RefSeq and is a predicted model, not a curated record. Bases 145 to 1764 code for a protein of 539 amino acids.